Girardinichthys multiradiatus is the source of this 4636-nucleotide messenger RNA. RefSeq names its product caspase 7, apoptosis-related cysteine peptidase (gene casp7). The coding region runs from base 609 to 1466 and encodes 285 amino acids. The record is from RefSeq and is a predicted model, not a curated record. Gene Ontology annotation, cellular component: cytoplasm. Gene Ontology annotation, biological process: apoptotic process; proteolysis. The transcript is spliced from 6 exons. Lineage: Eukaryota; Metazoa; Chordata; Actinopteri; Cyprinodontiformes; Goodeidae.
CACCUCGGUGACUUCAGCCUGGGUGAUGAAAGAGUCCAACACCAAAAUAAACAUUAUGUUUUAUAAUUUAUAAUUUAUUCACAGGGCUAGGAAGUCUACCCAGCAUCGUAUAUAAGCAAAUCGCCCACAUGGGUGAUAUUGUUACAACUUUGACCUUUCUAUCGGGUUCAAUCCUUUUGUUGGUGUUAUUUUUCAGCUGUAUAAUCCUCUGUUUUAUCAAAGUUACACCUCUUAGACUUAUUUAUGUCCCCAAACAACAACAUAUCUGUUUUGUUCCUGCGAAGUUAAAAAGUUUGACCUUACACCGUGUACUGUACAGGUGGAUCUUUUGUGUAUCCGCCGCGGAGGAACCUGAUGGCCUGUCUGACCUCAGCACGGAGUGAGGCUCAGGGUGCGAGCAUGAAUAGGCCUUUAGAAAACACUGGUGUGAUGGGGAGGCUGCUGACUCAGUAGGUUCACAGUGCUCGGCCCCUGUCCUCAGCAGCCUGUGGGCCCAGUCUGGACUCCAAACUGUACCGAGAGCAUGUCGAUUUCCUAGCACACACCAAAAAAGCUGAGCUUCCAGGGGUUGAGAAACUUAAAAAACAGAUAAAAUCAAGGCAUUUCAGAUGCAGAGCGGAGUAGCGCUUAAUGACGAGCCCAGCAAAAAAAAUAAGGAUGGCCAGACGCGGGAGCGGGACUACUCUUCUGAAAGCCAUUACAGAAUUGUUUCACCAACAUUCCAGUAUAAGAUGAGCCACCAGCGAGUGGGGAAGUGCAUCAUCAUCAACAACAAAAACUUUGAUGAAAACACAGGGAUGAAUGUACGCAAUGGCACGGACCGAGACGCAGGUGAGCUGUCCAAGUGCUUCAGGAACCUGGGCUUUGAUGUCGUCAUCUAUAAUGACCAGACGUGUGAGAAGAUGGAGCGUCUUCUCCAAAAAGCCUCGGAGGAAGACCACAGCGACAGCUCGUGUUUCGCCUGCAUUCUGCUGAGCCAUGGUGAGGAGGGCAUGAUCUACGGUACAGACGGACCCAUGCCCAUCAAGAACAUGACUUUGUUGUUCAGGGGGGACAAGUGCAAAAGCUUGGUUGGGAAGCCAAAGCUCUUCUUCAUCCAAGCUUGUCGAGGUUCUGAAUUUGAUGAUGGUAUCCAGACAGAUUCAGGUCCACCAAACGACACCUUGGAGGCGGAUGCUAAUCCAAGUCAUAAAAUCCCUGUUGAGGCAGAUUUCCUGUUUGCAUACUCCACUGUGCCAGGAUAUUACUCAUGGAGGAAUCCUGGCCGUGGAUCCUGGUUUGUCCAGGCGCUCUGCAACGUCCUCAAUGAGUUUGGCAAGCAGCUGGAGAUAAUGCAGAUCCUAACACGGGUCAACUACAUGGUGGCCACCAGUUUCGAGUCCUGGUCUGAUGACCCACGUUUCAGUGAGAAGAAACAGAUUCCCUGUGUGGUCUCUAUGCUGACCAAAGAACUGUACUUCAACUGAUAUCCUGCCUGUACUGUAUGACACAGACUCACUGACUGACCAGACUAACUGACCGGCUGUUUUAGGCGAUGUGCAAGCAGUCAAAGCAUUCAGGGAUGAUACAGGCCCGGCAGGACCCGGCACAUUUAGAGCAUGUCACAUUUUCUACGUGUGUAGUUGGGCCUGAAUACAAACACUCCAUGAGAUUAAAGAAUAACAGUGACACGUUGAGUUCAUGUGUUGAUGGUAAAACCUCUUCUUCAGGUUCGCCCUUGAAAUAACAGUGUCACAUUUAAGCCGGUCGUUGUUGACAGGCAUUGUGGGAUAUAUAUGUAUAUUCUACCGACCCACAAAAUUAGCUGCCAGUUUUUGUGGGUUUGUGGAAUUAUAUCUGAAAAUGUGUUUCUCCAUUUUCCAGAACUUUCCAGAAAUGUUUGGAGACUUUAUCUGGUAGAGCUAGACAAACAAAAGUAAUUAGCCCCUCUACUAAUUAAAAAAACAACUAAUACUCUUGAGGAUCUGUUCAUAGUUAGCGGUAGCAUGCUAUCACAAAAGACAGUUCAUUUCUUUAGGAAUAGGAAUUUACCAAUACAGAGUCCCACUCAAAUAUUGCAAUAAAAUAAAUGCCAUGUAUAUGCUUGGAAACUCAGUUGCUUGAAAGUGCAGUAAAAAUCAUAUUCUGCAUAUUUUUAAGCAUUACAUGGUCUAUGUUAGUCUGAUUGCGUCCCUCUUAACUCACCCAUCAGUUAGAAGCAACGGUUUUGCUUGAAGAUGACUGAUAUUUUGUACAACUUUGUAAAACUUUUCUGUAGCUCAGUCUUAUAUUUCUUCAGAUAUGAGUCAACACAUACAGCUAGAAUCCUCAGUAAACUUGCGUCUUGCAUCCUGAUGUUUUUAUACAAAGGAUUUAGAAGAGCUCGCCCAGGGGUCUGCGAUUUACAGUUCCAGACUAACAUGUCUCUCUUAAUACCUUUAUUCAGAAAUAAUAUAGAAAUCAUCAAUGUUUUUAACUUCUAAUGUUUAUCCUAAAGGCUAGUUUUUGCCAUUAUUCUGUGUGUUUUUAAUGAAAUUUCAGCUUUGAAUUUGCACAACAGAAUUAAUCUAAUAGUACCAGGGUUUUUCUUUCCUUUUAUUUCAUUUAGUUGUAAACUUGGCCGUUACUUUAUCAAGUAGGCUAUAUUUUUAUUUUCAUUUUCCAAAGGAGAUGAUUCACCUCUUGACAAAACAACUUGUUUAUAAUAUAAUAGCUAAUAUAGAAAAUCAUAUUUUUAUUAUUUUUCCUCAAGGGAGAAAUAAAAUGUCUGCGCUAUUUUAUUUAGAUGGUUAACAACCCCUCUGCUUUGCCAAUGUUAGCAGGUGUGCUCUCUGUUUUGAUAUGACUUGUUAAUAAUUUGGCCUGCAUUAUAUUUUAGUCCUGUUCCAGUUAAUUAGGUCCAGUCAAAACAUACAUGAAAAGAUUUGUAAGCUUAGAACUUUUGCUUUAAACGUCUUAAGGUUUUAUAGACUCGUGUUUCAGCUGCUCUCUAUGCUCUCCUAUACUACAACUUUUUUUUAAGAGCAGCUCAUAUUAUACAGACUGAUAAAGUGUUGCAGCAGUCAGUGUCACUUAGAACGUUACUGCAUAUGGUGAAAGGCACUCUUUUAAUGAAGAGAUUUUUAAAAAUGGGCCUGCUCAUUGAAAUUGUGUUUGCAACAUGGUGAAGAGAGUAUUACCAACCCUGUAGCUGCUGUUAAAUAAGUCUAGAGAACCUACACUGCAGAUCAUGGCAGUAAAAGGUUGAAGUGCAGGAAGGGAUCUGGAAAAUGGUGCAAAUCAUUUUCAGAUAUGUAUGUGUUUAUAGUUUCAGCUGUCAGAUUUAGUAGUAGUCAAAGUCCUUUGACUACAGCAAUGUCACAAUGCCGUACCCAAAGUUCCUGUAACUUUAAGCAGGUAGCAGAAUGCUGGCAUCCUCAGGUUCUUCAUUGUUCCAUCAAAUGUCAUGUUUAACCCCUUGCCUGAACGUGGUGGCUAAGAAGGUGUGAUCUUUUGCUGUGUAGUGAUUUGUUCUAAGCAACUUUGGGCCAAGCAUGAAACACAAGCAGUUUGGCUGGAAUUUCUGCCAUCUUGUUCAAACCCAAGUAAGACGAAUUAAUUAAUGCAUCAAACUGUACACUUAACAUGGGUCCAAGAAAUCAGGUCCAAGAAAUCUGAUCUGGCAUUUUAAUUUCAUAUCAUUACAUGUGAAAUUUAACAUCAAUCAGGCAAUUCAAGAACGUCUAAACCGUGUCACAACUUUAGGAAAUAUCUAAGCCGAACUAGCACCUAGAGCACAUUUCAUUGUAUAUUAGUGUUGUUCACUGUCUUCACUUCCACUGUUUUGUAGUUUACAGAUAUCAAGCAUUCUCCUGCUAUUUUUUAAUUGAGCUUUGCUUUUAGCAUUAACAAAAUAAUACCAAAAAACAACAAUUUUGAAGCACUUAGUUCAUUUUGACAGCAUUUAAAAUAAGCAUCACUUUAAUUAAUAGAUUGGUAUUAGUUAUAUAAUGAAAUCUAAAAAUAUUUAUAUUUUGAUACAAAAACGUGACAUUUGCUGGUGAUUAUGGCAAAUUCCACUAAGUUACGUUCUGCUGAUAAACUGUUAUUGUUUCCCAGAGUCACAGAGGCAGCUAUUACUGGUAAGGACUAAUCUGAAUUCACACAAUCUACGUUUCCACAAUAUGCACUCUAGACUGUUUUUGCUUUGUUAUUACUAUUCACAUGGUAGUGGAGGGCUAUUGCGUAUUUUUAUCAUUCUGCUUUCCUCUUUUCAGCAAUGUUUUAAUUUUAAAACAUUAAUAUAAGUGCCACAUAUGUGUGAUCAGUGCAGGCAGUCACAGUUGUCCAAAGUCUCCACAGUUCUGGAAUCAUCUCAACAUGUGGAUCUCUGAGCAGUGAUUUGUUGCCAUGACUGAGCUGAAAGGAAUGCUAGCUCCACUUGUUUUUGAAUGAAAAUAAAGCAGGAACAAAUGCUUCAUAAUAAACUUGUUUAAAUGCUUUCCAGUUUUUAAAUGCUGUGUUGCUCAGGAAUAUAUUUGAAAAGAGUUGAAUUGGCAUUAAAGCCUGAUGUGGCCCAGCUUUUAAUUUCUGGGCAGUUCACUGUUUAAAUAACUUGAAAACAGAAGAAAUGCUUCUGUAAUCAUUUUACUGUAUUAAACAUGAAUUUAUUGUGUAA